AUGCCACACUGCACCCCACAGGGAAUGAUGCCGGACGAAGUUGCUUACAACGUCGUUCUUGCCAGCCUCGCCAGGCUCGGGCAGAUCGAAAAAAUAGAGGCCUAUCUUGCACGCAUGCGGGCAGACGGCGGGCAGCCCAGCGGCGUGACGUACAACAUCCUGAUUGGUGCAUACGCGCUCGCCGGGCAGUUUGAAAAAACGGACGUGUGUAUCGAGGCGAUGCGGGAAGCAGGAGAAAAGUUUAAUGUGAAGACCUAUUGGGCCUUGAUGGGGCGAUAUGCGAAGCGAGGAGCGGUUGAGAGGUUUUCCAAAGUGUGGGAGGAGGUGAAGCAGGUUGGAUUGCCUCUGGACAGGAGCAUGUACCACUCGCUAAUCGAGGUGCACAGCCGAGCGGGAGACCUGGAGAAGGCCGAGCAGGCGUUCAACGAGAUGUGUGCGCUCAUGCCCCCCACCACUGCAUCCUUCAACGUGCUCCUGGCAGCUCUCAGUCAGGCAGGCAGGCCCGACAAGAUCCCGGCAGUGCUGCAGUCAAUGCAGCGGUGGGGGCGUCCCAAGGACCCCGGGACUUACGUGCGCCUCAUUUCCGCGAAUCUAAAAGCUGGCGACGAGGAGGGAGCCAUGAGGGCCCUGCGGGAAGCAGCAGCAGUGGGAAUGCACCCACUUCAUCGCACUCUAUCCCUCUGCAGCCCACCGUUCCAUGCCUUCCCUCUGCCAGCAGCAGCCGUGGGAAUGCAGCGGAUGGACCAGAAGCUGCCCUUCUCUGCCCUGCUUCAGUCGGUGUCUUGGGAUGAGUGCACUCUCUUAAAACCCACUGUACCGCACUGUACCCCACUGUGCCUGGCAGGCGACAAGGAGGGAGCCAUGAGGGCCCUGCGGGAAGCAGCAGCCGUGGGAAUGCAGAGGAACGACCAGAAGCUUCCCUUCUCUUCGCUGAUCCAAGUGCUCAUUCCCGCCCGCGACAAGGGCGACGUGGUUGGCGUGAAGGAGAUUAUCGGUCUCUCUCGUACCCUUUAUAAGAUGACUGAUCCGCGGCUGUUCCGCGACCUCAUUGUGACUAUAGUGAAUCGGUGGGAGAAGGAGAAGGGGGUGACGCAAAGGGAUGCUGGAGAGGAGGAGGGGCGGCUGGCGGAUAAGGAAGAAGAUCCUUCCUGGAAGCGUCUGGUUUCAGACAUUCGAGGGGUGCUCAAGGAUAUGAAGGAGUUGGGAAUCGAGCCGACCAAAAAAACAGUUCAAAUUCUUGAGUCUCAGGGACUGUCACAUUUAGUAUUGGAAACUGCGUGA
Molecule: messenger RNA, 1281 nt
Organism: Closterium sp. Yama58-4
Lineage: Eukaryota; Viridiplantae; Streptophyta; Zygnematophyceae; Desmidiales; Closteriaceae
Source: the annotation of a GenBank genome assembly